GUUUUGCAACCGCCUUGUGGAUAUGAUUUGUCCAAACAAGCGUUAAUAAAAUGGAAUAUGAAACCUCCUUACCUGAGCUUAGUGAUGUCCUCGCAUUAAGCUGCAACAAGAGGCUGGAACUGCUGGAGUCGUUUUUAAGUGAACCAGAUGGCGAUAAAAAGUUAAAUUACAGCCUUAACUUAGAGGAUAACUUUAAGAGUCACCAAUUUUCAAUUGAUGCUUUAUUGGAUACAUUUAUAUUGCUUUAUGAUGAAUGCAGUAACUCAUCCCUUCGCAGGGAAAAAAGUGUAUCGGAUUUCCUUAAGCUUGCUAAACCGUUUGUCCACAUUGUAAGGAAGCUUCGCCUGACACGUGAAGACUUUGAAAUAUUAAAAAUUAUUGGACGUGGAGCGUUUGGUGAAGUUUGUGUUGUUCGCAUGCUCUCGUCGGAAAAUAUUUUUGCAAUGAAAAUAUUAAACAAAUGGGAGAUGCUAAAGCGAGCUGAGACGGCAUGUUUUCGCGAAGAAAGAGAUGUUUUAGUUCUUGGAGAUCGUCAGUGGAUCACAAACUUGCACUACGCCUUUCAGGAUAAUAUAAAUUUGUACCUGGUUAUGGACUAUUACUGCGGUGGAGACUUAUUAACAUUAUUGAGCAAAUUUGAAGAUAAACUUCCUGAAGAUAUGGCAAAAUUUUAUAUUACAGAAAUGAUCUUAGCGAUAAAUAGCAUUCACCAACUCAAAUAUGUUCAUAGAGAUAUAAAACCGGACAAUGUUUUGUUAGACAAAAGGGGGCAUGUACGGUUAGCAGAUUUUGGAUCCUGCUUACGCUUGGAUAAGGAUGGUACUGUUCAAUCGAAUGUUGCCGUUGGUACACCUGAUUAUAUAUCACCCGAAAUUUUAAGGGCCAUGGAGGAUGGAAAAGGACGUUACGGAACAGAGUGUGAUUGGUGGUCACUUGGUGUGUGUAUGUAUGAAAUGUUGUAUGGAGAAACUCCAUUUUAUGCAGAGAGUUUAGUGGAAACAUAUGGAAAAAUUAUGAACCACCAAAAUUGCUUUAAUUUACCGUCUCAAGAUACUUCACACUGUAAGUUAUCGGAAGCAUCUAAGGACUUGCUUUGCAAGCUAAUUUGUACACCAGAAAACCGACUUGGUCAAAAGGGGCUACAAGAUUUCAUGCAACAUGCGUGGUUCGAAGGAAUUGAUUGGGAAAAUAUUAGAUCUGGCCUUGCGCCUUAUAUACCAGAAGUAUCAAGUCCAACAGACACAUCCAAUUUUGAUGUGGAUGAUAAUGAUGUGAGAUUAAUAGAUUCUAUUCCUCCUUCAUCAAAUCCUGCCUUUUCUGGAUUUCAUUUGCCAUUUAUUGGAUUUACCUUUUCACAAAAUUGUUGUAAAUCGGAUUCAAAGUCAGUUGACCAAACCCCUGAUAAUAAAAAUGCAACGUCCAGUUUAGAUAAAUCUCUUGGAAGUCCCUUUUUGUGCAAUAAACUAUCUAGUGAUACAGAAAAAUCUAGCGAAGUAUAUAACAAUCAAAUUAAAACAUUAACAGAACAGUUAAUUACGUCUAAACGAGAAAAAAACGAACUAUCCGCAAAGUAUAAUGAACUUGUUGAAAGACUCAAAAUUCAAGAAUCUGAACUUAAGGAAACAAUUUCUCAGCGCAAUGUGGCAAUGAUGGAAUACUCGGAGGUUACCGAGAAGCUUACUGAACUUCGAAACCAAAAGCAAAAACUCUCAAGACAAGUUCGAGAUAAAGAAGAAGAGCUUGAUGCGGCAAUCCAAAAAAAUGAUAGUUUAAGAAAUGAGUUGCGAAAGUCUGAUAAAACGAGAAGAGAACUGGAACUUCACAUUGAAGAUGCUGUAAAUGAAGCGUCGAAAGAGAAAAAAAUUAGAGAGCACGCUGAAGAAUGUUGCAGAAAGUUACAAAUAGACUAUCGAAAAUCAAUACCAAAUGUAGAUUCAACAACUCCUACAAGUGUCUCUUCGGGAAUAGCAUCAUACGAAAUAGAACGCUUAGAGCUUCAAUAUGCCGAAAAGUUAAAUCAUCAACAAGCGCGCAAUAAUUUAGAACUAGAAGCCCUGAAAGAGCAACUUAGUGAGUUAGAAACAUCCAACUCAAUACUUUCUGCUGAGUUGCAACAAGCACAUGAAAAAUUAAAAUGUGCCCCUAUUGAUUAUAUUGCUGAUUCAGCAGAAACGAUUUUAGAAUUGCAGAAAAGAUAUGAUUUGGAUAAAUCAACAUGGUACGAGGAGAAGCAACGUUUAAGCUCAGAAGUAAGCGAAAAAUGUAAAAAUCUACGUGACUUGCAAGCGGAUGAAAUUCAAAUACUUAAGGAAUUACAAGUCAAGCGAGAAGCAAUAAACCAUUGGGAGCUCCAAAUGGCAGAAAUUAUUCAAUGGGUAUCGGAUGAAAGAGAUGCUAGAAGUUAUUUACAAGCGCUAGCUACAAAAAUGACUGAAGAAAUAGAAUAUCUCAAACAUGUUGGAGCGUUAAAUAAUAAUGCAGUAGAUCAUAAAAAUUGGAGAAAUAGGCGAUCACAAAAAUUGGAUAAAAUGGAGUUACUCAAUUUGCAAAGUGCUCUUCAACGCGAAAUUCAGGCAAAGGCAUUUAUAGCUGAAGAGCUUAGUCAAACCAGGGCUGAACUUAUUUCUACCCAAAAAGAAGUUUGUGAUUAUAAAAAGCGAUGCGACAAUAUUCUAUAUGAUUUAAAGAAAAAAGAAAUCGAACUUAGAGACAUACAGAAAAUUGAUGUUGCAUAUCCAGAGUCUUUUUUAAAUAAAUCAUCGCAUCAUAACAACGCUUUCUUCAAAGAUAUAUCUAUAAACCCUGAUGUGAUAGACUCUGAAGAAUCAUAUGUCAACGAUGCCAGGGAUAGUAUUUCUUCUGCAUCUAAUUUGUUUCAAGCAUCCAAUAGUGGAAUGCUUUUUAACUACGAAUCAAAAUAUUCACUUAAAACAAUUAAGGACAAUAUAAGUGUAAAGAAUUCUACUAUUAAUGAUGACAUUAGAUCUGAAAAUAGUUCCAACUAUGAGGAAUCCAAAAAAAAAACCAACAAUUCUUCAAUUCAUCAAUUCCUUGUACGAACAUUUAGUAGUCCUACCAAAUGCAACCACUGUACUUCUUUAAUGGUGGGAUUAACAAGGCAAGGCGUUGUUUGUGAAAUUUGUGGUUUCGCAUGUCAUACUGUUUGUUGUCAAAGAGUUCCGACUAUGUGUCCAGUACCCAUGGAUCAAACUAAGAGACCCUUGGGUAUAGAUCCCACAAGAGGAAUUGGAACAGCAUAUGAAGGAUAUGUUAAGGUUCCCAAAUCCGGUGUCAUAAAACGAGGAUGGAUUCGUCAAUUUGUGGUCGUGUGUGACUUUAAACUCUUUUUGUAUGAUAUAUCUACUGAUCGGUGUGCUUUACCUAGUGUAAGUGUAUCCCAAGUGUUAGAUAUGCGUGAUCCAGAAUUUUCUGUUGGCAGCGUCCGGGAGAGUGACGUUAUUCAUGCUGCUAAAAAGGAUGUCCCGUGUAUUUUUAAGAUUAAAACAUCUCUUAUCGAAGGAGGAAUCUCAUUAAGCACUUUGAUGCUGGCGGAUAAUGAAUCGGAAAAGUCCAAAUGGGUAAUUGCAUUGGGAGAACUUCAUCGCAUUUUGAAACGAAAUAAUUUACCAAAUACGGCCAUUUACAAAGUAAACGAAAUAUUAGACAAUAAUUUGUCGCUUAUACGAAACGCACUAUGUUGUGUUAUAACUUACACAAAUCAAAUUUUACUAGGAACAGAAGAUGGGCUGUUCUAUUUAAACUUAGAUCAAUAUGAAAUUGCGCGUAUUGGAGAAACAAAAAAGAUUUUGCAAUUGUGGUAUAUUGAAGAAGAGCAGAUAAUUGUUAUUCUUUGUGGAAAACAGCGACAUUUGAGGCUUUUACCGAUAAGAGCUUUGGAGGCAAGUGACGUAGAAUGGAUAAAAGUAAUAGAGUCUAAAAAUUGUAUUUCUGCUUGUACCGGAAUAAUACGGCGUUAUCCAAGUAUUGUGUAUUCAUUUAUUAUUGCGUUAAAACGACCCAAUAACCACACGCAAAUCAUCGUUUAUGAAAUUAAUCGAACGCGUACCAGACACCAAAAGACUUGUGAGUUCACGAUCGGAUAUUUAGCUCAACAUCUUCAAAUACUGUCAGAUAUGCGCCUAGUUGUUGCUCAUCAAAGUGGAUUUACAGCCUAUUUUUUGAGAGGAGAAGCAACAGCAAUGUCUCUUGUUCAUCCAGAAAAUCAACUAUGUGCGUUUUUGAAUUAUUCUGGGGUUGACGCUGUUCGAGUAAUUGAAAUACUUUCCCCAACCGGAGGAACUUUUGGAGAAUACCUCUUGGUAUUUCAAACUCUAGCAAUAUAUGUUGACUUACAAGGGCGAAAAUCACGAGAUAGAGAAAUAAUGUAUCCGGCUUUUCCAACUUAUAUAACAUAUUCCGAUGGUCAUUUGUUGGUAUUCUCGGAGACUCAUCUGGAUAUAUUCAACACACAAACCUCUGAGUGGGUUCAAUCUAUUGGUAUAAAACAGUCACUUCCUCUGAAUAAUAUAGGCAAUGUUGUUUUAACAUCUAUCAAUGAUACACCUUUGAUUAUAUACUUGGCAAAUAUUCAUACAAAGGGACAAUUGCACCAUCAUGAUGGAGACCAAAAAGGAGUCGGUAACAUUAAACGCAGAUUUUCUCUUAGAGAAAUAAACAAAACAGUUAAAAGUGAUCGAAGAUCAAAAAUGAUAUCUGGUCCAACUAAUUUCAACCACAUUUCUCAUAUGGGACCUGGAGACGGUAUUCAAAAUCAACGAUUAUUAGACUUACCAACCACUUUGGAGACAGCCGAACACACAAGUAAACAGCUCAUAACUUCGUUAAAUUCCGUGAACCAAAUAAGAAAAAGUAACUUACUGGAUCAAGCUGACGGUAACUCUGAGGAUUUCGGUAAGGAUAACAUGCUGUCUAGGACUCCCAGCCCAAUACGCACGUUACGUUCUGAUGACCUAAACAAUAUUGAUUAACAUGUAAUAGGUACAUUAAAUUAAAUGAUUGCCGAAUAAAAUUGAAUAAAAUUAAA
This is a messenger RNA of Drosophila novamexicana, 5044 nucleotides long. It is a transcript of the gene gek, whose product is annotated as serine/threonine-protein kinase Genghis Khan. Gene Ontology annotation, cellular component: cytoplasm; cytoskeleton. The transcript has 11 exons. Gene Ontology annotation, molecular function: protein serine/threonine kinase activity; ATP binding. The record is from RefSeq and is a predicted model, not a curated record. Gene Ontology annotation, biological process: peptidyl-threonine phosphorylation; actomyosin structure organization. Lineage: Eukaryota; Metazoa; Arthropoda; Insecta; Diptera; Drosophilidae. The coding region runs from base 51 to 4988 and encodes 1645 amino acids.